UCGUUUUUCCUUCCGCCCCUCCUCCCCAUACAGCUGAUCGGAACAGGAUUUAAAACCCCACCACCUGCACUGUGUUGUUACAGAGGACAAGGAGAAGCUGAAAACAGCACACAGUUCUCCACAGCUGACUGGAAUAAAGUGUAGGAUGGCAGAUUUUGGACUGUAUACGUACCAGGAGGAGGUGGUUGAAAGGGCUCUUCAGAGAGAGAACAUAAUUAUCUGGCUGCCGACAGGAGGUGGAAAGACCCGUGCCGCUGUGUAUGUGGCCAAAAGACACCUGGAGACCACACCGCGUGCUAAGGUGGUGGUCCUGGUGAACAAGGUUCACCUCGUAGACCAACAUUACAACAAAGAGUUCAGGCCUCACCUGGGACGUGACUACACCUUGGUGCCAGUCAGUGGAGAGAGCGAGGAGAAAGACUUCUUUGGAAAAGUGGUGCAGGACUCCGACGUGGUCAUCUGCACAGCGCAGAUCUUAUAUAAUGCUCUGACUAACACGGAGGAAACCAAACACGUUGAGCUCUCCGAUAUUACUCUACUGAUAAUUGAUGAGUGUCACCACACCCACAAAGAGUCAGUCUACAACAAGGUGAUGAGAUGUUAUGUCGAGAAAAAGUUGAAAAGAGAACAUCCAUUGCCACAGAUCCUGGGUCUCACUGCGUCACCAGGGACGGGGGGCGCAAAGAUCCUGGAAAAGGCUGUGGAGCAUGUCCUGCAGAUUUGUGCCAACCUGGACUCAGCCAUAGUUUCAACUAAAAACUAUGCCCCUGAGCUGAAGAAGAAAGUACCCAAACCCAUCAAGACAUUUGACAUUGUGGAGAAAAGGCGUGAGGAUCCUUUUGGGGAUCAUCUGAAGUGGAUGAUGGAGCUGAUCCAUGGGUACAUGAACCCGCCUCCAGACUUCAGACUGAGAGAGUGUGGCACUCAAGAGUAUGAGGCAGAUAUGGUGACUUUAGAAAAGCGAGGAGUAAGAGAGGAAAACAGACUGCUACAACAAUGUGCAAUCCACCUCAGACAGUACAACGACGCCCUGCUCAUCAACGACACCCUGCGAAUGAGCGAUGCUUAUCACACUCUAGAGGAAUUCUACACCACUACCACAGUCAUCGAUGGAACAGAUAUCUUCCUGAGAGGACUUUUCCAAGAGAACAAGGUGGAGCUGGAGAGACUUGCAAAGGAUCAUCGCUUUGAGAACCCAAAGAUGGCCAAACUUGAGAGUGUUCUUCUAAACCAGUUUGGUGCAGGUAUGCAAUCGAGGGGGAUCCUCUUCAGUAAAACCCGCAAGAGCACCCGCUGCUUAAAUGACUGGGUUGUCAAAAACAGAGCCUUGCAGGAAGCUGGCAUCAAGGCAGCAAUCCUUACUGGGGCUGGCAAUGGCAUCACUUACAUGACACAGCCCGAGCAGGCGGACACAAUCCGCAGUUUCCGCCGUGGUAUUUUCAACCUUCUGAUCUCCACCAGUGUGGCUGAAGAAGGCCUUGACAUCCCAGAAUGCAACCUGGUGGUGCGCUAUGGACUGCUCACCAAUGAGAUUGCCCAGCAGCAGGCCAGUGGACGUGCCAGAGCACAAAAUAGCCAGUAUUCAGUGGUCGCCUCGAAAGGGGGACGGGAAGAGCGCAGAGAGAAAACCAAUGAAUAUCUGGAGGAGCUGACCGGAAAAGCCAUCGAUGUGGUCCAAGAAAUGAGCCUCCAAGAGUUUCGCAGAAGGAUAACUGAACUACAGAAACAUGCGGUUAUUAGCAGUAAAUUUGCAGAGCUCUGCAAAACAGAGAAGAAGAGUCGCUACACCGCCUCCAGUAUCCGGCUCUUGUGUCGCAACUGUUUUAAGGCUGUGGCCUCCGGCAGCGACAUUAAACUUGUUGACAAUGCGCACUAUGUCAACGUCAAUCCUGACUUUAAGAAAAACUACAAAGUCGGUGGGCAGGUGAUGAUAAACAGGAGUUUUGAGGACUGGGAGCCUGGGUGCACUGUCAAUUGCAACAAUGGCAACUGCAACUUGCAAUGGGGAUUUGAGAUGAAGUACAAGGAGGCCGCCAUUCUGCCCAAUCUAGCCAUCAAGAACUUUGCCCUGGAGACCCCUGAUGGCAGGAUGACUGUCAAGAAGUGGAAGGAUGUCCUUUUCACUGUUGAGGACUUCAGCUUUGAACAAUACUGCCAAGACAACUUCCCUAACCUCUUCGACUGAGACACCAGCGAGAGAGCUCUGUCUGGGUUUUGUUUCCCCCACUUCACGUCAGUUUUUAUCUGUUUUUUUUUUUUAUCCUUGUCUACUGGUGUUAGAUCUGUGCUCAUUUGGAGCCAUGAUCAUUGUACUGUUUGAGGUGUUUAUAUAUAUAUAUGAGCAUGUUACUCAAAAAUGUCACUAUGCAUGUGCUAGCACUUAUUUGUGCUGCAGGGCCAAUGAGCCAGCAGUGUGCUAAAACCCAUUACGCAUCGAUCAUGCUUGAAAUUAGCAUGACAGCUUUGUUUAUGCCCAAGGUCUCAACUUCCUUUGCAUGUUUUCAUGUAUAUUUUGCCUGCUUCAUGUCAAGUUAAGCACAGACAAACAGCACAAAAUGAACUCUGCUGUAACACGAACCUUAACCAUCACGAACACUGGACAUACCAUCAUGAAGAUGAUUCCUCGUGAACGUGCUUUUAGCAGUUUUAAAAUGCUUUUAAUGGGCAACUAUUUUUUCUUUUAAUGAGAGAUCCAGUAGCAUAUACGUGUGUGUGUAUGUGUGUAUAUGUGUGUAUGUGUGUGUAGUAUGCUGAUAUUAUAAAGAUACAGAUUAUCUCAAAUUCUCUUCUUUUACCAGGGGUUAGGUUUACCAUUAUUGUAUGCUAUUUGCUGACAUUGAAAUAUCAGCUGUAACAUUAAUUAUUUUUGUUGUUGUUGUUGCUUUAUACUUUUAUAUCAGCUAAUCAUGGUGUAUGUAAACUAAAACUAGUUGGGACAAAACUGAAAUAAAAAUUCCUCUUGUCUAAGAAA
Toxotes jaculatrix (banded archerfish) is the source of this 2971-nucleotide messenger RNA. It is a transcript of the gene dhx58, whose product is annotated as DEXH (Asp-Glu-X-His) box polypeptide 58. Gene Ontology annotation, biological process: innate immune response; response to virus; positive regulation of interferon-beta production. Gene Ontology annotation, molecular function: single-stranded RNA binding; hydrolase activity; double-stranded RNA binding. The coding region runs from base 146 to 2185 and encodes 679 amino acids. Lineage: Eukaryota; Metazoa; Chordata; Actinopteri; Toxotidae. The transcript has 12 exons. Gene Ontology annotation, cellular component: cytoplasm. The record is from RefSeq and is a predicted model, not a curated record.